UGUUAGUUCACCUCCAACUGGAAACCUGAAGGAAACACAUGAAGAUGGUGAAUGAAUAUUUGUCCUUUGCCAAGAACUUCGUGGCCGGCGGCAUCGCCGCUGCCAUCACGGAAACAGCUGUGGCCCCCAUCGAGAGAGUGAAACUUCUCCUCCAGAUACAACAUGCCAGCAAACAGAUCACAGCCGACAAGCAGUACAAAGGCAUCGUGGACUGCAUUGUCCGCAUCCCCAAAGAGCAGGGCUUCCUUUCCUUCUGGAGAGGCAACUUGGCCAAUGUCAUCAGAUACUUUCCCACACAAGCCCUCAACUUUGCUUUCAAGGACAAGUACAAGAAGAUUUUCCUGGACGGCGUAGACAAGCGCACGCAGUUCUGGAGAUACUUUGCAGGUAACCUGGCGUCGGGCGGCGCAGCAGGGGCUACGUCGCUCUGUUUUGUCUACCCACUCGACUUCGCCAGGACGCGUCUCGCCGCUGAUGUGGGCAAAGCGGGGCAGGAACGUGAGUUUAAGGGCCUGGGUGACUUGGCGAAGAUCUUCAAGUCUGAUGGCCUCAAAGGUCUGUACCAGGGCUUCAACGUCUCAGUGCAGGGCAUCAUCAUCUACAGAGCAGCGUACUUUGGCAUCUACGACACAGCAAAGGGCAUGCUCCCAGAUCCUGAGAACACACACGUUGUUGUGAACUUUAUGAUUGCUCAGACCACAGCCAUCGCUUCUUUUGUGUCCUACCCCUUCGAUACCGUCCGUCGUCGCAUGAUGAUGCAGUCUGGACGCAAAGGAGCUGAUAUUAUGUACACUGGCACCCUGGACUGCUGGAGGAAGAUCGCACGUGAUGAAGGCAGCAAGGCCUUCUUCAAAGGAGCCUGGUCCAAUGUGCUCAGAGGCUUUGGCAGUGCGAUGGUGCUUGUCUUGUAUGAUGAGAUUAAGAAAGUCAUCUGAGUUGAUUUCCGUCUCUUCAAUGUUCAUGGGCAACACGGAAGG
This is a messenger RNA of Poeciliopsis prolifica (blackstripe livebearer), 977 nucleotides long. RefSeq names its product ADP/ATP translocase 2-like. Gene Ontology annotation, cellular component: mitochondrial inner membrane. The transcript is spliced from 4 exons. Bases 39 to 935 code for a protein of 298 amino acids. Gene Ontology annotation, biological process: mitochondrial ADP transmembrane transport; mitochondrial ATP transmembrane transport. The record is from RefSeq and is a predicted model, not a curated record. Gene Ontology annotation, molecular function: ATP:ADP antiporter activity. NCBI's taxonomy places the organism in Eukaryota, Metazoa, Chordata, Actinopteri, Cyprinodontiformes, Poeciliidae.